Parnassius apollo (apollo) is the source of this 1452-nucleotide messenger RNA. The record is from the annotation of a GenBank genome assembly. Lineage: Eukaryota; Metazoa; Arthropoda; Insecta; Lepidoptera; Papilionidae.
AUGUUGUUUACAAUUUUUACAAAUUCUGUGACGGCCAAAGAAAAAUCGGUAAUAUGCUACUAUGGUUCAUGGGCUACGUAUCGCAGUGCUUUUGGAAAGUUCGAUGUGGAUCAUAUAGAUACAAAUUUAUGCACACACUUAGUGUACUCUUUCGUUGGAAUCAACACGGAGGGUACUGUGAAAUCCCUGGAUCCUUACCUAGAUCUACCUGAUAACUGGGGUCGCAACAAUUUUGGAAAAUUCAACUCUUUAAAAAUUGGCAAACCCAAUUUAAAAACGAUUUUAGCUGUUGGAGGAUGGAAUGAAGGUUCACAAAAGUUUUCUAGAAUGGCAGCGAAUCCAACAUUACGCAAAAACUUCAUAUCAAGUGCCAUAAAAAUGAUAUUGGACUAUGGAUUUGAUGGUUUGAAUAUAGACUGGGAGUAUCCUAAUCGUCGGGAUUCUGUGCAUGGUCCAGCAGAUAUACAAAACUUCGUUCAACUUUUGAAAGAACUCAGGCAAGAAUUCAAUAAGCAUGGGCUUACUUUGAGUGCAGCAGUAGCUUCUGUAAAGAAGAUGGCAAUACAGUCAUAUGAUAUACCAGGUAUUAGUAAAUAUUUAGAUGCAGUAUCUCUAAUGACAUAUGAUCUACACGGACCCUGGGAUCCGGUCACGGGACACAACUCACCACUUCACAAAGGCGAAGGAGACGGUAACAUUCCGAAAGAAGACUUGUACACUGUUGAUGUUGCUUUAGAAUAUUGGAUAAAAAGCGGAUGCCCACCUGAAAAAAUACGGCUAGGUUUGCCUCUAUAUGGACAUACGUUCACUUUAACUAAUGCAAAGGUGAAUAGAGUACAUGCUCCUUCGAGCGGUCCAGGAUUAGCCGGUCCUUACACAGCCACGAAGGGUAUUAUCGGAUACAACGAGUUUUGCAGCAAAAUUCUGAAAGAGUCUUGGGAUAUUCGUAGAGAUAACAUGGCUAUGGUUCCAUAUGCUGUACAAGGACAAAACUGGGUUUCUUAUGAUGAUGCCAGCUCUUUAAAAACGAAAGUUGAAUAUGGCAUGAAGCAUAACAUUUCUGGGAUUAUGGUUUGGAGUAUAGAAACUGAUGAUUUUCAUGGUCUUUGUGGCAACGAAAAGUAUCCACUAUUGCGAUCUAUUAAUAGAGCUUUAGGAAAUCUUAAUAACACUAUAGCAAAUUCUACAGCUAUUCCUACUACAUCUACAACUUCUACGACUACAAUAGCAACGACAUGGGCAACAACAGCGACGAUUAGUACUGGAACUUCAUCGAUUUGUAAAAUAGUGGGAUUAGCAGCGGACCCAGAAGACUGUACUUCCUUCUAUAUGUGUACAAGAAAUAUAUGGGGGGCCUUAGUUCCACAAAAGUUCAAGUGUCCAGCUAAUCUUUACUGGGACAAUAAAAAUCUUUACUGCAACUACCCAGAUCAAGUUGAAUGUAGUAUUUAA